This is a messenger RNA of Leptidea sinapis, 6941 nucleotides long. RefSeq names its product protein zer-1 homolog. The transcript is spliced from 9 exons. Gene Ontology annotation, cellular component: Cul2-RING ubiquitin ligase complex. Lineage: Eukaryota; Metazoa; Arthropoda; Insecta; Lepidoptera; Pieridae. Bases 265 to 2523 code for a protein of 752 amino acids. The record is from RefSeq and is a predicted model, not a curated record.
GUCAUCUCUAGUACCAAAAGCAAACAUGCAAAAAUGCAAAACACAAGUUAUUGAUUUUUUAUCAUAAGUUCAAAGUUGGAGGUGAAAUAAUAUCAAUACUUAUUACAUAGGAAUUAUAGUCAAACCUGGCUACACGGAUUUCUACGAACCGUAAAAUUUCACAGUAAUCUGAGUACCAAAAAUUAUUUUUUGUGGCUCUAAAUCUAUCCGCGUGAAUUGCAUUGGGAUGUAAAUUUGUUAACAGCAUCACUGUUUAAGUUGGAGAUGGAGAGCGACGAAACUCUAAUUAAUUUGAACAAAAAGGCACCUGAUUUGCUAUUUAAUCAAUGUAUUCACUUGCUAGUGGACAAUAUAAAUGUGAUUUCAACUGAAGAUCAAGUGAGCAAAAGAAGAAUAUUGAAUGAUGACAUUCACCUCCCUAGCACAAUCUGUGAACAAUUUCUGGAGGUGUAUCAAAAAACUAAACGUCUUACCGACGAUAUCUGUUUCUUGUUUAAUGAUGUUGACCGCACCGGCCUCACCAAAAUAAAAAUCUUCAAUUGUAAAUUGACAAAUGCAGGCUUUCUUUGCCUGAUGCAACAUAAGCCUGUUUACCUGGAACUAAAAAACUGUAAUUUUGUAACUAAAAAAACAAUGAAUGUUAUAUAUCAGCAUUGUGAGAAUUUAAAAUACUUGAAAUUUUUGAAUAUUCAUUUUCAACAUGCCACCGAUCGCAUGAAAUUAAGUCGACAAAAUGACUGGUACAAUAUUAAUAGUAUUGAAAUUAGUCAUCCAAGGGGGAUGGUUACAUUACCCUUAUUUAUACCAAAACACAGUUUAAAUUUAACCUGUCUUGAUAUGUCUUAUUAUGCACCUAAACAUAUUACACUGAUUAAAAGAUUACACAGUCUGGAUACAUUAAUUCUGUUUAAUGUUCAACCCUGUAAAGAUAUAAUUGAAUGGAUUUGCCAAAUGCGCACACUAAAAAAAUUAGAUUUGUCUCAUUCAAAUGAAUCUAGUGGUGCCUAUGUGAAUCCAAAUGAUGUGUUAUCAAGAUUGGUUACAAGUCUUCCACAUCUUACACAUUUGGAUAUAUCUGGGACAAACCUAGCAGGUAGUGGAGCAUCUGUUAUAGAUGGAGGAAACGUAUGUGACAUACCAGGUCUUGUGACUCGUGUAAAAAGACCAUUGGAAUUCUUAGGUCUAUAUAAAACAUCUCAAUCAGCCUGCACUCGUCAUGAUAUUCCCGCUAGAGAGAUAUCUGGUGAUGGAAAUGAAAAGCAGAUUUUGAUAGCUGCUUCUGCAUACUUUUGGAGACCAUCUCUUUUACAUCACGUCAUUAAUGAUAUUAUAUACUUAAUACUAAAACAGGAGAGAGUCCCAUAUAUGGGCCGAGUAUUAAGAAUUGUCCUCAAUGCCAUGGAGACCUAUAAAAAUAAUAAACAUAUACAUAUUGUUGGAAAUGCUGCCCUGUACUACAUAGUAAGACAUAUUGAGAAAACCAAUGUUGGUUUACAUCUGAAGCGAAGAAUCAUAAAAGUAAUAAUGGAUGGAAUGGAAGCCCAUGAACAAGAUUCACCCGUUUUGCGGAACGGCUUCCUUACACUUACUCAGUUCAAAUUUCCCAAAGAUGUGCUCCAUGAAUACGAACGAAUGGUUCAAAUUCUCCUUGAUACAAUCACAACUUGUGAUGAAAGGAAUACACAAAAAACUGCUGUGGCUCUUCUCAACUCUUUAGCAUGCCAUGUCAGUGGCACCAUGAAACAAUUUUUAGGAGAGGAGGAAGGUCUUAGCACAAUGCUGUGGCUAAUUGAGCAGCGCAUAGAUAGUACAGAGUAUGAUAACAUACUGGAAAUUGCCUGGUCCACCUUGUGGAACAUGACUGAUGAGACUCCGAAGAACUGUAAACAAUUCCUUGACCGUGGGGGUAUUCGUUACUUCCUAUAUUGUAUGAAGUAUUUCCCAUACUGUGAAGAUUUGCUACGUAGCAUGUUGGGUCUGAUGGGAAAUGUUGCAGAGGUUGCCCAGUUGAGGCCAGUACUUAUGUACAGACCAUUUGUAUACGCACUGCACAGAAUACUGAAAUACAGUGAUUAUGAUGAUGGCUUUGAGAUAUUGUACAACGCAGCUGGCGUACUAGCGAACAUGUUGGCUGAUGGUCCCGAAGCGUGGACGGUUUCCAGGCCAUCCCGUCCAAGAAUGCUGAAUUUACUUUAUGACGUAAUCGAAGGCUGGAAUUUGAGGAACGAGCGGAACAUUAAUUACCGUUCCUUGCGGCCAAUACUGGCGCUCCUACGAGUGACUCAUACACCACUAUGCCAAAUCUGGGCAUCUUUCGCGCUUGCCAACCUUACAUUCGUCAGCCCGAAUAAGUACUGCAAGUUAUUUAUUGACGAGGGUGGCUUGGACAUAGUCCAUCAAGUUCUUCAAUCAGUUCAGAAUGUGGACGUGCUCCUGCAUUCGCGUAUUCUUGUCCAGAACUGCAGCAGCUACAUGGUACAAGCUGUAAUUGAGGAGCCGGAAGAGGAGAAUAUGGAUAUAUAGCCCAUAGAGUACCUCGAGGGUAUUGAACUCGUCCUACCGAAUCGAUUGUAAACGGUUUUGCUCAAAGAUGUCGCAAUUACAUUAACAUAAAGUCUGAUUUAUAAUUAAAACUUAAAAAUGUAAACAAAAUGUCACGAUAUUUAAUUUUUUUAUCUACACCCAGGCUUUAAAUCCUCUAUUAAAGACAGUUAGCUUAUUGCCAACAUUAAAACACCCAAUGUUCUAAUAACCAUUACAUCAUCCAAACGAGUGCUGUAAUAUUGUACUGAAUUUCAUAACACUCCUAUGUUUUUUUUUCGAUCCGCUCAUGCGAGAGUUUCAAUAGACAGCCACAUUCUUAUUGCUCGAUGCGUGGUAUCUGUAUGAAUAUCAAAAAAAGAACAUUUUCGUGUACGCGCGUUCCACACUACCAGAAAUCGCGCGCCGUAAAAAAGUAGAUUAUUCGAAUCCCCGCCAAUUUUAUUGUUUUGUUUACAAAAAAUGAGCGAUUCAUUUUAAACGCUGCAAAAGAACAUUAUAUUCGAGUGAACUUUAAUUAUUGCACUAUACAAAAUGUAUAUUACUACUAAAAUAAAUAAUUGUUUCAUUAAUACUUAGUUUAUUUCUAUAUAAGCAGUAAUUAAUGAUAUUAGGUUACUACUAGGACUGGUGUUUUAAUGUUAGCAGUAAGCUAACUGUUUCAGAAUCUUUUAGAGGAGUCAUAUUCUGGGUGUAGUUAAAGUCUUGUAUGCAACUGUUGAUAAUUAGGUAUUAAACGUGUGAUACUAUUAUCACACGAUGCUUGGCCUCGUGUGAUAAAUCCACAUUCGUGUUCUAAUACCCCUUAUUACACAACAGUUGCAUAAAUAACUAAAAAUUGUAUUGGUUGAGAUACAUUCGAAGUAUUGGUGUGAGUUAAAUACCUACCGUCGAUUGUCAUGUUUAAAAUCAAACAAAUUAACCACUUCACAACAGAGCUUCUCUUUGGGCUUGGGAGUCGGUUGAUAUAAAAUAGUAUAUAUUUUUUCAGUUGUUUGUUUCAUUGUCACAUAUGGGUUUAUUUAUUCAUAGCUGAACAGUGCAGCCAAUGGGAAUGUUAAUGAAAUCAGCGACAUCUUGUAAAAGUAAUGUAAAAACUAACCGUUUGAAUUGAUUCGCAACAAUCACUUAUAUUCUUGGAAUAUGUGAUAUGAACAAUGUUAAAGUGAACACAAGUGAAGUGUUAAAGUUAAAUGAUAUGAUUAAAAUUCUAUCGGAACUCUGUGACAGAGAUGUUCAUUUUUGAAUGAAUAAUAAUAUAAGGAACUUAUAAUAUUUGCCAUAUAUGUAUAAAUGUCGGCAAACUAGAUUUAAGUGCAUGGUUAUAUUCUUAUAUGUGGUUUAUAAUCGGAGCGCGCGAUUCACUUGCGACAUCUGUUUCAACCAGUUGUACGGACGGCUACGCACGUAGUUGUUGGAAAGGAUAGCACGUUUUCUGCAUGUGGUGAAAUACAGAAGAGUUGAUCAGUACUUCCAUCUUUUCAAACCACUGACGAUACGUCACAAAUGCACAAAUGUUUAGUGGUCAGAGUGAAAACGAGCUAGCCAUGUUCCACCGCGCCCGCACGUUUCAGCGUGAACAAGCACUAAUGCUACAAGUGUCUUUUCAUCAUCUUGGACUUUUUUACUUUUGCCAAAGUAAUUAUGGGAAACGUUAUCAACCUGGAAGGCGACUUUUGAGAGAUGAAUGCUAAAGUUCAAAUCGAGAAUAAUCGAAGGAGCACCCUUUGAGCGUUGACCCACGGCUAAGUAAGUCAAGUCAGUCAUGGGGUAUUGGCGGUCUAAAGUCUUUGAGCACUGACUACCGUUUAAAUCAAGUCAGUCAUGAGGUACUGACGGUUUUAAGUCUAAUGUGUUUGAGCUUUGACUACCGGUUCAGUAAGUCAAGUCAGUUAUGACGUACAGGUUAUAAGUCUAAGUUUAAGUUUUAUUUUCUUAUGAAAUGUUAUAUGGAUGUAUCAAGGUCUAAUAUUAUAUACAAUCACAUUUAUAGAUGAACCUUCAAGCUAAAUUAUGAAGAUACUUAAAUAUUUUGAUUUAUACCAAAUAUUAAUAAUCAAAUGUUAUGUCGCCUAAUUCAUUAUAUAUUGUUCUAUAUUUAAGUUUAAGAUAUAUUAUGCCAUAACAGGCUUAUUGGUGUUAGCGGAUUACUCUACAAAUCUUUAAUGUAAGUGUAGUGUAAGAGUACCAAAUUAUACCGGUACGAAGCGCGCAGGCGAGCAUCUACCACACUCCAGUCGCGAGCAAAGGUUUUCAAUAUUGCCUUUAUUAAAUUGAACAAUAAACAAACCUAUCUCAGAAUUUACUACAGCUAGCAACUAAACUACAUUUAAAGAAUAACGCUGGCAGCCUUAUUGUGAUUAAAUAUAUAUGUGUUCACAUAUUAUUAUAUUGUUUUCAAGCCACAUCCCAAACAUAGGUACUAAUUAGACCGGGCAUUGACCUAUUUUACUAAUUAUGACUCUUGUUCUGAGAAAUUUCAGAAAGAUUAUGUAAAAACUUUUAAAAUUUCGAAUUGAUGUUUGCAAAUCUAAUUGAAAAUUGACAUUAACAGCACAAUGAUGUAAUGCGACCCGUAGGACUAGCUGAUCUUUGUCCCGACUGGAGGCUUAGCUAGUGGAGCUACUUGCAUGUUCGCCUGUUCGCGCCUCGUUCCUGAACAUUAUAUUAUCAGUGUUAUAUGUUAUAUAUCCCAAGUUUAUAUGCAUCUAGUGCGCUUGGGUUGUAGGUUUAAUUAUUGUUUAAGCCUAAUUCAGUCAAACUGAUUGUAGUGGACAUUUUGAGAGUUCUCAAGCACAAUGUGCUUCUGUCUUCAUGUCUAUGUCGUCGAGCGCUCAGUAGAUUCUGUGUAGUACUUUUAAUUAAUAAUAUUAUAAUUAUAUCUAAUAUAAUAGUGUAUUUAAUCAUAGUAAAACCUUUUAAGGUCAUAAACUUCGACAAAUUGAAAAUUAAUGGUCUUCAUGUCUUUCUCGUGGAUCGCUCAGAAGAUUCUGAGUAGUACUUUGAAUUAAUAAUAUUAAAAUUAUAUCUUAUAUAAUAAUGUAUUUAAUCAUAGUAGAACCUUUUAAGGUCAUAAACUUUGACAAGUCGAAAACGACUGUCAUUUGAAAAUCAAUGGACUUCGUCUUUGUCGUGGAGCGCUCAGUAGAUUCUGUGUAGUACUUUAAAUUAAUAAUAUAAUUAUAUCUUAUAUAAUAGUGUAUUUAAUAACAGUAGAACCUUUAAAGGUCAUAAAGUUUGACAAGUCGAAUACCCCUGUCACUUGAAAAUUAAUGGAUUUCAUGUCUUUGUUGUGGAGCGCUCAGUAGAUUCUGUGUAGUACUUUAAAUUAAUAAUAUAAUUAUAUCUAAUAUAAUAGUGUAUUUAAUCAUAGUAGAACCUUUUAAGGUCAUAAACUUUGACAAGUCGCAAACGACUGUCACUUGAAAAUUAAUGGAUUUCAUGUCUUUGUUGUGGAGCGCUCAGUAGAUUCUGUGUAGUACUUUAAAUUAAUAAUAUAAUUAUAUCUUAUAUAAUAGUGUAUUUAAUCACAGUAGAACCUUUAAAGGUCAUAAAGUUUGACAAGUCGAAUACCCCUGUCACUUGAAAAUUAAUGGAUUUCAUGUCUUUGUUGUGGAGCGCUCAGUAGAUUCUGUGUAGUACUUUUAAUUAAUAAUAUUAUAAUUAUAUCUUAUAUAAUAGUGUAUUUAAUCACAGUAGAACCUUUAAAGGUCAAUAACUUUGACAAGUCGAAUACCCCUGUCACUUGAAAAUUAAUGGUCUUCAUGUCUUUGUUGCGGAGCGAUUCUGAGUAAAACUUUGAAUUAAUAAUAUUAUUAUUAUAUCUAAUAUAAUAGUGUAUUUAAUCACAGUAGAACCUUUUUAAGGACAACAUUUUGACAAGUAGAAAAACCCAGUAAAUUAUAAAUUCAUGUAUACUGUAUCCCUCCCGAUAUUUCGAUAUAUACUUAAACUAACUAGUCUAUACAAAAGACUAAGAAAUUAAUACUGCAUCAUGUUUUGCUAUUUUAAUUCCUGAUAGCCUCCAUUAGGUACUCUUAAUUGUAAAUCUGUGUCCUACGUGUCAUGUAAUUCUGUAGUGACAAAUUAUCUUAUAAUGACAAAAAGUUUUAAAUUUGGAGUAACUUUAUAUUGCAUUUAUUAAUAACGCAGAAUAAGUGUGAUUCCUAACAUGCAAUUUUACUUAAUGCUUUCCCAUCACAACUCGAAUAAUUAAAUUAAAAAAAAACUUAGUCAAUAUUAAGUAUAUCUGCAAGCCGAAUAUUUAAAUAAUAAACAGUCUCUCUUCUUAUUCCUCUAAGGGGUUCUUCUGUAUUAAAACAAAAUAAAAUAUAAAAUAGAUGUAACAUUAAUCAUAAAAUAACAUAUUAUAACAUUCAAGUUAUUUAAUAAAUGUCUUA